Messenger RNA from Clonostachys byssicola, 1644 nucleotides. Lineage: Eukaryota; Fungi; Ascomycota; Sordariomycetes; Hypocreales; Bionectriaceae. The record is from the annotation of a GenBank genome assembly.
AUGACUCUAUCUUCUCUGCGCAGCCGUGGCUCGGCCACUCUAUCUGCAGCUAGGAAGAAACUUGAGCUCCGGCUCACUCAACCUGAAAGCUGGAAACUCCCGAAACAACACAGUAGCAUUGCACCACCGGGUGUGUGGACCAAUGCGGACCAAGAUCCCAUUCCGCCAGAGUUACGAACAUGGACAGAGAUGACUUUCAUCACGUACUGGUACAGUGACCUGGUUACAAUCAGUGGCUGGUCUGCCGCUGGCGCCAUCUUGACUGCUGGUCUCUCUGCCACUGAUGCAAUCCUCAUCACGUUGACUGCAGGUAUUUGCAAUGCCAUUCCCACCGUAUUGAAUGGCGCCAUUGGGUCGGACCUUCACGUUCCUUUCCCCAUCGCUGUUCGCGCCAGUUAUGGUUAUUGGCUCAGCUACUUCUGUGUCAUCAGCCGAGCCAUUCUCGCCAUGUUCUGGUUCGGAGUCCAGAGUGUCGGUGGCGGGCAAUGCGUGACUGCGAUGAUUCUAGCUAUCUGGCCAAGCUAUGCGAAACUUGAGAACACCCUGCCCAAGUCCAUCGGUAUAACGACUCAAGGCAUGGUGUCGUACCUCAUAUACUGGCUGCUGCUGUUCAAUGCAAAAGCGGUCCUCGUCACACCCAUGGCUCUCGCCAUCGUGAUCUGGAUCGCGGUCAAAGCUGGUAAUAAGUCCUCGGGCUUCUUUUAUGCUCCGGCCACCGUCUCCGGUUCGACCAGAGCCUGGCUUUGGUUGUCUAACUUGACAUCUGUUACUGGAGGUUACACUACGUUGACAGUCAAUAUUCCUGAUUUUUCGAGGUUCAGCAAAACAAAAGGCGCAAAUCUCUGGCAACUUCCAGCAAUCCCCUUCUUCAAAACGAUUGUCGGCAUCUUUGGCAUCGUUGCCGCAGGGGCUGCCAAGGAGGUGUACGGUGAGGCGCUUUGGAACCCAAUUGAUAUCAUCAACAAAUGGCAAGAUAACCCUGGUGGGCGAGCGGCUGCCUUUUUCUGUGCGCUCAUCUGGCUCCUGGCACAGAUCAGCGUCAACAUCAGCGCCAACGGCGUUUCCUUCGCCAACGACAUAGCUUCCAUAGCGCCCAAGUGGUUCAACAUCCGCCGAGGAGUAAUUCUUGUCUCCUUCCUCGGCGGCUGGGCGUUGUGCCCUUGGAUCAUCUUGGCUUCGGCAAAGGCCUUUAUGAGGUUCAUGUCCGCAUAUGCCAUCUUCAUGGCCCCGAUAGCGGGUAUCUUGACAACCGACUACUGGCUCAUCAAGCGUCGCAAGUAUAAUGUCCCUGCGCUCUACGAUCCGCAUGGAAUUUAUCGCUUUGGGUGGGGUGGUAACUGGAGAGCCUUGGUCACAACGGUUCUCAUUAUCACGCCUCUUUUGCCUGCUCUUGGGCACGAAGUAAACCCCGAGGGCGUGCCUGUUCCAGAUGGUCUACAGAAGCUGUUUAAGUUUAACUGGAUCUACGGAUUCGUGACCUCGAUCGUGCUCUAUUACACACUGAAUAUAGUUUCACCCCAUCGAGAGACCCUAAUACCUCGGGUUGUUUAUGGAGAUCAACGCUCAAUUGAUGGGGUAAAUCCCAAUGGAGGUUUCUCAAAAACCGGUACAGAGGGCAAAAUAGAUGAGAUUGAGCCAGUUUAG